Molecule: messenger RNA, 2520 nt
Organism: Penicillium coprophilum
Lineage: Eukaryota; Fungi; Ascomycota; Eurotiomycetes; Eurotiales; Aspergillaceae
Gene: tyr1
Exons: 9
Coding region: 1-2520 (839 amino acids)
Molecular function (GO): oxidoreductase activity; carbohydrate binding
Source: RefSeq, a predicted model, not a curated record
AUGUCUGAAUCGUCGACGUACGAGUACUACCAAAUUCAAGCCCGAUUUCCGGCCAAAGACUCCAAUCCUGAUGAUGGCAUUCAUCGUAAGGUUUUUGUCCGGCAGGAUAUCGACGAAUGGAGUGCCGUGAAGUCCAACAAAAGGCAAGUCGAUCUUUUCAUCCUCGCUCUGGACAGAUUUCAGAAGUUAGACCCCAAAGAAAGACUGUCUUACUUUCAGGUCGCCGGAAUCCAUGGACAACCAUUUGUACGAUGGGAUGAUCCUAGCCCAGAGCCCAUGAAAAAUGCUUACUGCUUCCACUCUCAUGUGAUAUUUCCUAUUUGGCAUCGGCCUUAUGUGCUUCUGUUUGAGCAAAUCGUGUACGACAUCAUGAUAAGGGAGAUCAUCCCUCAAUUUUCGGAAGCCCAUCAAGCAUCCUGGCGUGAACAAGCCGAGUCAUGGCGUCUUCCCUUCUGGGACUGGGCGCGAAAUGGCCGUGUCCCUGACUUGGCAAAAUACCCUACCAUCACUGUUCCCAGGCCCGAGGGCGGAUCUAUUCGAAUCAACAAUCCUCUAUUCCAGUUCCGCAUGCCUACAGACAAGCCUAUGCGAAGCGAGGGCGUCGGCACUGAGAACACAUGGGAAAAUGACACUGAACAGGAAGAGUACAAGAAUUUUGGCAAUGCAAUCGGAACCAGCCGUUGGCCUGAUGAAGAGGACCAGAAUCCAAGAAGUGAAGGCUGGCGGCAUGGUGUAGUCAAUAAUCGCAAAGUGGCAGAUGCCUUCAACUCUCACGAAGGAUACAAUAACAAAAAUCAUGGUCCUGCGGCUGAAAUGGUGUAUCGACUGCUUACUGUGCCCAUGGACUACACUACAUUUGCAAGCACAAAUCCAACCUCCAAAGAUCAAAAGGUCGAUGAGGACUUGAACAUAGAAUAUGGAGCCUUGCAUCUCUCUAUGUAUUGUGCAUUACACUUGGUCGCUCAAAAUACUAACAAACUCGGAAGUCACGGCUGGACAGGUGCUGCAGGACACAUGGGAAAUGUACCAGUUGCAUCUUUUGACCCGUUGUUCUUCUUGCAUCACUGCAACAUCGACCGUCUAUUUGCAAUCUGGCAAGCUCUCAACCCGGACAAGUGGAUGAAUAACAUUCCUGCAGACAAUGCUACCAUCCGUGAUUCAUUUGGUAAAGAGCAUAUCGUGGAUGGGAACACGCCUCUUCAGCCGUUCCGACGUGAUGCUGAAGGAAAUUAUUGGACCCCCGAAGCAGUUCGAUUUCCCUCCAAUCUGGGAUAUUCCUACCCAGAGCUGCUACGGUGGGAGAGUAAAUACCGUCAAGAGGACGGAACACUCAACCAAGUUCUGUUCAAUGAGAACAUCAACACCAUCGUGAAUAAAUUAUAUGGUGUGUCGCGUGAUUUGGUAUUGGAUCCUAAAGCUCCGACCCCAGAGGGCGUUGAGGCAAUUGACGGGGGGCUUAAAAUUACUGACUUUGCCUUCAGUGUUCGAUUCUUGAAAUACGCGUUGGGAGGGCAACCUUUCUGGGUCAAAUUGUAUCUUGCCCAGGAGGACGGCAUACAAAGCCCACUGAGAGACUUGAUCGCCGAGGUAUAUAACUUUAGCCAAAAGCCCGAACUGGAUGGGUCUUCAGUCUGCGGGAACUGCACACAAGGACAGAAUUUGCGUGUCAAAUCAACCGCUUACAUCCCAAUUACCCCCGUCCUUUACAAGCUUCUCAGGGGUGGACGUAAACUAAAGUCCUUGACUCGCGACGAAGUUUUGACGUACAUCAAAAAGCGCGCAUACUGGCGGGUAUUCAAGAACGAGAGAGAGUUACCUCGCUACGAGGUUGAAAAGCUGGAUCUAGAGAUUAUUGGCAGCAGCAAUGACACGAAGCAUUUCACCAAUCCCGCUACUUUACCGGCGUUUGAAAACUUCAAGAAAGAGCCUACAAUCACCGGUGGUGCUGAUGGAGCUCUGGAUCCAGAGCUCAAGCAGCCGAAGAUUGACCCUCCGGCUCCUCGACCGAAACGACCAAGAGCAAAUCUCCCUCUUUAUGGAAAUCUCCGCUUCCAGCAGACACUCAAGACCGACAGCGUCAUUCUCCUCGAGUCGUCAAGCGUGGAUCCUAUUAAGCCCGAUGAUGGCGUGGACAUGACUCAGAUUUCAAUCAUGGAUGCAGAGAAAGAUAUUAUUCUCCACAUCUCCAUUCGCCGAGCUCAAGGUGAAAUCAUUUUCAAUGCUAAGAUCGGUGGAUCAUGGGGUCCGGAGAAACGGAUCGACAUCGACCGUAGAUUCAGCAGUAAAGAUGGUGCGACAAUUUUAAUCCACGACCAAGGAGAAGGGUUCGAAGUUUCCAUUGAUUGGGUCCACGCUAUUUGGUUUGAGAAACGUGCUCAGGGCAGAACACCACAGUCUAUCCAGUACGAUAUUCAUAGCAAAGACGGAACAUCUGCUUUAUCCGAAGAUCUCGAAGUGCGCACUUAUCCUUCGAUGAAAGCAUUAUUCCUUCAAAAACAUGCACAUGAGGAGGAGAAGUGA